AUGGAAAAUAUAUCAAUAUCUUAAUUUUUAGUUGGUUCAAUAAUUUUAGUUGCUAUUUACGUUGUCUAUUAGAUUUUUGACUAUAGAAGUAGUAUUAAAAGAGCAGAAAUAAACACUUAAUAGGUAUAAAAUGAAGAAAAGACUUAAAGUCCUCCUAAUCCAGAAAAAUUAGGUAUGCAAUUUAAAUAUAAGAUAAGAGAUUGCAUCACUAAAGUUAAUGACAUUAAAAGAUGUUAAAUAGAAUAAUGGGUAAGGUGGCAAGAACGUAUUUGUAGCAAUAAAAAAUUUUGUAUUUGAUGUAACAAGCUCAGGUAAUAAAAUAUAUAUUUUAAAUAGAUUCAUAUAAACCUGAUGGCCCUUAUGGAGUAUUUGCAGGACAUGAUAUAUCAAUAUCAUUAGGGAAAAUGAAUAUAUCAGAGGAAUUUUUAGAUAUGUAUGGCACUGUCACAUAGCCAGAAGAUGAAAUAGCUAAUAUGAAUAGUUGGUUCAGUUAUUUCUAUACAAGAUAUCCUGUAAUUGGAAGAUUAGAUGAUAAAAAAUAGGAUUGA
Paramecium pentaurelia is the source of this 548-nucleotide messenger RNA. NCBI's taxonomy places the organism in Eukaryota, Ciliophora, Oligohymenophorea, Peniculida, Parameciidae. The record is from the annotation of a GenBank genome assembly.